ACUCACUACCAUCAUAAAUCUGUAAUCAGGUCUGUGAAGUGAUUACUUAUGGAGGCGUAGCGAAUUUUUAAUACCCAAAUAAAGAAAACAAACUAGUGAUUUUAAUAAGCUUGCUGUAUUUUUAUUUAGUAUUAUUAGCUUGUCAGGCAAAAGAUCUACAUUGGAAAGACUUGAUAUUAUUACGGUGCCCUGUAGCGAAAUCCGAUAUGUAACGUGUAUAUUAAAAGUCUAGCCUCGUUUGAGGUAGCGCUCUGCUGACGACUUCAAUCAUUCAUGGCUUAAACAUUUUAAUCUGAUUUUAAAAUAGAAGGUAGGGCAUUCAGAAAUAUCAAGCAAAUAUCUCAGAAUGGCAGAUAAAGAGCAGGUCAUUCAAGCUUUAAAAGCCACUCUCCUUUCAGUGAAAGGAGCUUUAACAAUUAAACAAUGUAACCGUGACUACCGUGAACUGCAAGGAGAAUGGAUCCCAUAUAAGAAAUUAGGUUAUGCCACACUUGAACAGCUAUUUCAAGAUGUCUCAGGCUUUAAAAUUACACAAACAAAUGGGGAAUGGGUUGUUGACGCCAUUGCAAGCCAGGAUACCCAACACAUAGCAUCAAUGGUUUCAAAGCAAAAGUCAACUAAAAAGCAGAUGUUAAAGUUAAAUUAUGCUAAUCGAUUCCCGAAGAAACAAGGAUCUUGGCGGAAACCAGCACCAACAUCAAAUUAUUCAUCAAACUAUAAUAACCAGUACUCUAACCAGUAUUACAGAGUUAAAUCUACCACACCAUUUAAUAAUAACAGUUACAAUUAUAAGUAUAAUAAACAUAGCACUCAUCAACAAUACAACAGAUCUAAUGACUCAAAGAGUUCAUCUCAAAGUAUUAAAUCAGCUGACCAGCAUGAUAAGAGUGCUUUAAAUGCAUCUAAAAGUUAUAACUCCAGCCAAGUUCUACGAGAAACUAAUAGCCUUCAUAAUGAACAAAAACAUUCCAUAAAAAUUGAAAAAGAGACUGAAGGGAGAGGUAGUGGAAAGAUUUCAGCUUCUCAAAGACUUUCAAAUUUGCGCGAUAAACUGAAUACAGUUGAUUUAAUACCAUUGCAGCUUCCAGCACAUACUGACUUUCUGAAAACCAAUGUGUUGGUGAGUCAUGCUGUUCCAGCACAUGCUUUAGAACCUCCACCAGAUUCUACAUCUUCUAUUGAAAAAUUAGAAUGGACUUGUCGUAAACUAGGAUUGCCCCAACCAGUGUAUAAAACUGUUCUAGGACAAAUUGGCCACCUCUGCUCCAUUAAGGUGGGUACUACUUAUUCGGUGAAUUCGUAUCCGGCCUCGGCGCCAUCUGAGGAAUUAGCCAAGGAGAUCACGGCAGUGAAGGUGCUAGCGAUGAUCGAGAGCUCUGAGUCGGGUGGGCUCACCACGUCUAGCGACGCGCAGGCGUUGGUCGGUCUCAGCGCACUCGUGGCGGAGCACGAGGCUGGCCUGUGGGCUAACACAGUGCCUCACCUCUACAGAGAGAAAUACGGAGAAAAUUUACCUAAUAAUUGGUUGCAAUUGAUAGAAAAUUGUCCGCACAUUAUCAAGGAUAGGGUUGUUAAUGGGCUUCUAGUGCUUCUACCUAACAAUGAGGAAGCUAAGUCGCCAUUGAUCGAAGUUAUUGCCCUGGAUGACACAAUAGAUAGCGACUUACCGCCACUACAAUUUCCAGAGAAUGAUCAUUGGAAUGUUUUUAUAACUGUUGCGAAUUCUACUUUAGAAGUAUGGCUCAGAAUAAUCGGACCACAGUACAGUGGUGCAUUCGAACUUCUCUUGGCAGAUAUGGUUGAAUAUUACCAACACUCUGGAACAACUGUUGAUAAGUCUAUGUUAAUCAAAAACGCUUGGUAUGUGGUAAACUUGGAUGAUGGCGAAUGGCAUCGCGCUAAAAUCCUAGAAAUUGAGAACGACACAGCGACCGUUUUCUUGGGUGAUCACGGAGACGACGAUACCGUUGAUAUUGGGAAAAUCAAGAUACUCGAACCUCAAUUUAGAAAAUUACCUGCUCAGGCGAUCCUCUGCCGGCUGGACGGCGCGGAGGAGUUGGCGGCGAGCGAAAUGGGCGCGGUGCUGGUGCGGCGGCGCCUGCCCGGGGAGGUGCUGGUCGCAGAGCCGGGCCCGCGCCACGACCCCGCCGAUCCGUCCGUGGCCGUAGUGCUGUUCGACACCUCCACGCCGCGCGACCUCGACCUCAACAAGGAGAUCGUACAGGACUUCUGCAUGUCUGGCGCCUUUCAGAUCACACAGAAGCCGUGCUCGGUGGAGGUGGGCUGCGUGACAGAGGAGGGGCGCGUGUGGGUGUCGCGGGCGGGCGGUGCGGAGACGGUGCGGGCGGCGCUGGCGUUGCUCACCGCCGGCCCCUACCGCCGCCCGUUGCCCGCCGCACCGCAUGCGCCGCCCGCGCUCUCCAAGGCGCUGUACAUCGUGCGCACGCUUGCUGGCGACUGGGUACGCUGCAUGGUGAUCAGCGGGCUUGACGGCGAGGGUACUGUGCGUACGCAGCUCAUAGACAGCGGUCUUAUCCUGCGCGCACCGCUCUCGUCGCUUGUGCCGCUAAACACCUUUUCACCCGCACUCAACGAGUAUCCGCCACAGGCGCAACAAGUGCGUUUAGGUUCGGCGGAGCGUGCGGCGAGCAGUAUGGUGCCACGGCUGCGCGAACUGUUGCUGGACGCGUGCGUUCUGUGCCGCGCUGUGCCCGCCUCGCCCACCCACACCUCCGCGCUCACCCCGGGCGUCAUGCACGUGGAGUUGUUUGUGCGCACCGGCCCGAGGAACAUUUUGGCCUCCGUCAACAACUCCAUACUCAUGGAGUACGAGGAGCUGCAACUCGCUAAACCAAAAGAAGAGGAAAAAGAAAACGAUACGACAAAGCAUCUUGAAGCGCUGCACAAGAAGAAAGAACGCAUUUUUCGAACGACGUCUGUUGGCGCGGAAGAGCGGAUUGUAGUGUCUGACAAGUCCAACCCACUGCCGCCGCCCGCACUCCCUGAGCCCGGCCAGUGCUUCGACGUCUACGUCGCUAUGGUCGCCAACCCAUGGAACUUCGUCGUACAACCCAAUUGUACAAGACAUACAUUACAAACGAUGAUGUCUACUUUGCAAGUAGAGUGCCCAAAGAUACCAGAAUCGGAAGCACCAGUAAAGCCUGUUAGCGGAGAACUCUACACGGCCUACUAUGACAAAGAUCACUCCUGGUACAGGGUGACAAUUGCGGGCUCCGUGUCUGAUGAAAUGGUGUCAGUGUACUUUUGCGACUAUGGCGAUCUGGCGCUGUUAGAGACUGCGGCAUUAAGGCCUGUACCCGCCGCCGCGCCGCUCGCACGCUCUUUACCGCCGCAAGCCAUCAAGGCCAAACUUUACGAUGUUAAGCCUCUUCACCAAGACUGGACUGUAGAGGACUGCAUUAGGUUUCAAACGUUAUGUGUGGAGCAACAAUUUGUCGGUGAUUGCAAGGAGGUUGGCAAAGAUCCGCUGAACCCAACAGAACCUCUGCUUACGCUCAAUUUGAUAGAUACGUCCACAGAGGAAGACGUUUAUUUAAACAAACAGUUAGUCGCCGAAGGCAUGGCGCGUCUUGCCUCUGCAUCUUAAAUGUUACAGUUGUAUUUAUACUAUCGUUAGAACAUCACUGUAGCUUUGACUAAAAAGU
Molecule: messenger RNA, 3665 nt
Organism: Pararge aegeria (speckled wood butterfly)
Lineage: Eukaryota; Metazoa; Arthropoda; Insecta; Lepidoptera; Nymphalidae
Gene: tapas
Product: tudor domain-containing protein 7
Exons: 21
Coding region: 347-3607 (1086 amino acids)
Biological process (GO): spermatogenesis
Source: RefSeq, a predicted model, not a curated record